CCCGCGCCGCCUCGUCCAGCUCGGCCCGGCUCCCGCCCAGGCGGCGGCGACGCGACGCCCCGAGCGCCCGCCCCGCCGCCGCGGCCGGCAGGUCCGUCGUCCAGGCCUUUCAGACACCCUGGCAGGUGCUGCGCCAGACGCUGCCUCUGAGGUUGGCCCGCCCCCCCAGGAGGCAGAUAGCCCCCCACUGUAGGUUUCGAUUAGCUCUUUGCGCUCGGGGGCCUUCGUGUGGAGCUGUGAACUCCGCUUCCCGCGUCUCCCGCCCGUCCCCCUGCCCGGUGGGCUUUACGGCCAUGGCAACGGAGGAGAAGAAGCCAGAGACGGAGGCCGCCAGAGCACAGCCCACCCCUUCCUCCUCGGCCACGCAGAGCAAGCCGACCCCCGUGAAACCCAACUAUGCUCUCAAGUUCACCCUGGCCGGCCACACGAAAGCCGUGUCCUCCGUGAAAUUCAGCCCGAACGGGGAGUGGCUGGCAAGUUCGUCUGCUGAUAAACUCAUUAAAAUUUGGGGAGCGUAUGAUGGAAAAUUUGAGAAAACCAUAUCUGGUCACAAGCUGGGCAUAUCGGAUGUGGCCUGGUCGUCAGAUUCCAACCUCCUUGUUUCCGCCUCGGAUGAUAAAACCCUAAAGAUCUGGGACGUGAGCUCGGGCAAGUGUCUGAAAACCCUGAAGGGCCACAGUAACUAUGUCUUUUGCUGUAACUUCAACCCCCAGUCCAACCUCAUCGUCUCGGGCUCCUUUGAUGAAAGUGUGAGGAUCUGGGACGUGAAAACAGGGAAGUGCCUCAAGACUUUGCCUGCGCACUCAGACCCCGUCUCCGCGGUUCAUUUUAAUCGGGAUGGAUCCUUGAUAGUGUCAAGUAGCUACGACGGGCUCUGUCGGAUCUGGGACACCGCCUCGGGCCAGUGCUUGAAGACGCUGAUCGAUGACGACAACCCCCCUGUGUCCUUUGUGAAGUUCUCUCCAAACGGCAAGUACAUCCUGGCCGCGACUUUGGACAACACGCUGAAGCUCUGGGACUACAGCAAAGGGAAGUGCCUGAAGACGUACACCGGCCACAAGAAUGAGAAAUACUGCAUUUUUGCCAAUUUCUCAGUCACUGGAGGGAAGUGGAUCGUGUCUGGUUCCGAGGACAACCUGGUGUACGUGUGGAACCUGCAGACGAAGGAGGUCGCACAGAAGCUACAGGGCCACACGGACGUGGUGAUCUCGACGGCGUGCCACCCGACGGAGAACAUCAUCGCCUCAGCGGCGCUGGAGAAUGACAAGACCAUCAAGCUGUGGAAGAGCGACUGCUAGACGCCCGGCGCUGUGGGCGGUCAGGACGGUGGCCGGUGGCCCAGCGCGGCGUCUGGAAGGGGCCCUUGCGUCUGGGCCUGGG
Molecule: messenger RNA, 1380 nt
Organism: Lontra canadensis (Northern American river otter)
Lineage: Eukaryota; Metazoa; Chordata; Mammalia; Carnivora; Mustelidae
Gene: WDR5
Product: WD repeat domain 5
Exons: 15
Coding region: 294-1298 (334 amino acids)
Cellular component (GO): Set1C/COMPASS complex
Molecular function (GO): histone binding
Source: RefSeq, a predicted model, not a curated record